GUGCGACCAUGUCGAAUCCCCCCAAUUUCGUAAACCCUAAACCCUAAAUCCGAGCAAUUUGAAGCUACACGGAGAGAGAGAGAGAGAGAGAGAUGGGGUGGAAAGCAGCGGAGAAGAUCAUCAAGCAUUGGAAGAUCCUCCGAGGAGACAACGUGAUGAUCAUAAGGGGGAAAGAUAAGGGCGAGACGGGGAUCAUCAAGCGCGUCAUCCGAUCCCAAAACCGCGUCAUCGUCGAGGGCAAGAAUUUGGUCAAAAAGCACAUCAAGCAGGGGCAAGGACAUGAAGGUGGGAUCUUUUCAAUUGAAGCUCCUCUUCAUGUUUCGAAUGUCCAAGUUCUUGAUCCAGUCACUGGGUAUGAUUCAUUUAACGCUAAAUCGCACUUUGUUCCCCCUGAAAUAUCAUGUUUUGCACAUAAUCCUGAAAAUAAUGUAGGGAUGCAAAUGGGUUCGGAUUAG
Molecule: messenger RNA, 455 nt
Organism: Ananas comosus (pineapple)
Lineage: Eukaryota; Viridiplantae; Streptophyta; Magnoliopsida; Poales; Bromeliaceae
Product: 50S ribosomal protein L24-like
Exons: 4
Coding region: 93-455 (120 amino acids)
Biological process (GO): translation
Cellular component (GO): mitochondrion; ribosome
Molecular function (GO): RNA binding; structural constituent of ribosome
Source: RefSeq, a predicted model, not a curated record